Molecule: messenger RNA, 4344 nt
Organism: Saimiri boliviensis boliviensis (Bolivian squirrel monkey)
Lineage: Eukaryota; Metazoa; Chordata; Mammalia; Primates; Cebidae
Gene: IMPG2
Product: interphotoreceptor matrix proteoglycan 2
Biological process (GO): visual perception
Molecular function (GO): hyaluronic acid binding; heparin binding
Source: RefSeq, a predicted model, not a curated record
AGCAUGCUGGUUAUUUCAGAAAAGAAGUGAGAGCUGCAUUGAAAGGACAACCGUUUUUCUUUAUGCUAAUUUAUAAUGGUUUUGAAGUGGUUGUUCAUUUUCAAACAUAGGCUUUUAAAUGUUAGGUCUUUCCUGUAACUCUUUGUUAUUGGGAGUUUCAAGGAUUUGGACGCUCAGUUAAGGAUUUUGCCCUCUCCUCAUUCCUUUGGUUUUGGCCCAAAUGAUUAUGUUUCCUUUUUUUGGGAAGAUUUCUUUGGGUAUUUUGAUAUUUGUCCUGAUAGAAGGAGACUUUCCAUCAUUAACAGCACAAACCUACUUAUCUUUAGAGGAGAUCCAAGAACCCAAGAGUGCGGUUUCUUUUCUCCUGCCUGAAGAAUCAACAGACCUUUCUCUAGCUACCCAAAAGAAACAGCCUCUGGACCGCAGAGAAACUGAGAGACAGUGGUUACUCAGAAGGCGGAGGUCUAUUCUGUUUCCUGAUGGAGUCAAAAUCUGCCCAGAUGAAAGUGUUGCGGAGGCUGUCGCAAAUCAUGUGAAGUAUUUUAAAGUUCGAGUGUGUCAGGAAGCUGUCUGGGAAGCCUUCAGGACUUUUUGGGAUCGACUUCCUGGGCGUGAGGAAUAUCAUUACUGGAUGAAUUUGUGUGAGGAUGGAAUCACAAGUAUAUUUGAAAUGGGCACAAAUUUUAGUGAGUCUGUGGAACAUAGAAGCUUAAUCAUGAAGAAACUGACUUACGCGAAGGAAACUGUAAGCAGCCCUGACCUGCCUUCUGCAGUUCCUGUUGGUGAUACUUCAACACUGGGAGACGCUGCUCUCAGUGUUCCACAUCCAGGGGCGGACUCCUAUGAAGGUGCCUCAGAGAGCAGCUUGGAAAGGCCAGAGGACAGUAUUAGCAAUGAAAUUGAGAAUGUGAUAGAAGAAGCCACAAAACCAGCAGCUGAACAGAUUGCAGAAUUCAGUAUCCACCUUUUGGGGAAGCAAUACAGGGAAGAACUACAGGAUUCCUCCAGCUUUCACCACCAGCACCUUGAAGAAGAAUUUAUUUCAGAGGUUGAAAAUGCAUUUACUGGCUUGCCAGGCUACAAGGAUAUUCGUGUACUUGAAUUUAGGUCUCCCAAGGAAAAUGACAGUGGCGUAGAUGUUUACUAUGCCGUUACCUUCAAUGGUGAGGCCAUCAGCAAUACCACCUGGGACCUCAUUAGCCUUCACUCCAACAAGGUGGAAAACCACGGCCUUGUGGAACUGGACGAUAAGCCCACUGUGGUUUACACAAUCAGUAACUUCAGAGAUUAUAUUGCUGAGACACUGCAGCAGAACUUUUUGCUGGGGAACUCUUCCUUGAAUCCAGAUCCUGACUCCUUGCAGCUUAUCAAUGUGAGAGGAGUUUUGCGUCACCAAACUGAAGAUCUAGUUUGGAACACACAAAGUUCGAGUCUUCAGGCAACGCCAUCAUCUGUUCUGGAUAAUACCUUUCAAGCUGCAUGGCCCUCAGCAGAUGGCUCCAUCACCAGCAGUAACCCACCACUUGAUUUCAGCUCUGGUCCUCCCUCAGCCACUGGCAGGGAACUCUGGUCAGAAAGUCCUUUGGGUGAUUUAGUGUCUACACACAAAUUAGCCUUUCCCUCGAAGAUGGGCCUCAGCUCUUCCCCAGAGGUUUUAGAGGCUAGCAGCUUGACUCUUCAUUCUGUCACCCCGGCAGUGCUUCAGACUGGCUUGCCUGUGGCUUCUGAGGAAAGGACUUCUGGAUCUCACUUGGUAGACGAUGGAUUAGCCACUGCUGAAGAGUCAGAAGAUUUUCUUUCUGUUGAUUCACUGCCUUCAAGUUCAUUCAUCCAACCUGUGCCAAAAGAAACAAGACCACCCAUGGAAGACUCUGAUGUGUCCUUAACACCGUCACCGUAUCUGACCUCUUCUGUACCUCUUGGCUUGGACUCCUUGACCUCCAAAGUCAAAGACCAAUUAGAAGUGAGCCCUUUCCUGCCAGAUGCAUCCAUGGAAAAAGAAUCAAUAUUUGAGAGUGGUUUAGGUUCAGGGUCUGGGCAAAAGAGGGAUCUGGUUACUUGGCCAUGGAGUGACACUUCAUCAGAAAGCACUGAACCACGGUUGAAGCCAUGGCUUGAAGAUGAUGAUUCACUUUUGCCAGCUGAGAUUGAAGACGAGAAACUAGUUUUAGCUGACAAAAUGGAUUCCACAGACCAAAUUAGUGAGCGCUCAAAAUAUGAACAUGAUGAUAGAGCCACAGUUACCAAAGCACCUCUUCUCCGGACACCUGUAGCAACCUCUACUGAUGAAUCAGACCAGGCGGAUGCCAUCCUAAGGGAGGAUGUGGAACAAACUACCGAGUCAUCCAACUAUGAAUGGUUUGACAGCGAGGUUUCAGUGGUAAAGCCAGAUAUGCAAACUUUGUGGACUGUAUUGCCAGAAUCAGAUGGAGUUUGGACAAGAGCUUCUUCCCUGGAGAAGCUGUCCAAAGACACUUUGGCAAGUACACCACAGAGUACUGACACACUCUGGUUGAAAGCUUCCGUGACACAGUCUACCAAAUUGCCUCCAACCACAAUCUCCACCCUGCUAGAGGAUGAAGUAAUUAUGGGUGUACAGGAUAUUUCAUUAGAACUGGACCGGAUAGGCACAGAUUACUAUCAGCCUGAGCUAGUCCCAGAGCAAAAUGGCAAGGUUGGUAGUUAUGUGGAAAUGUCUACAAGUGUUCACUCCACAGAGAUGGUUAGUGUGGCGUGGCCCACAGGAGGAGACGACUUGAGUUAUACCCAGACUUCAGGAGCUUUGGUGGUUUUCUUCAGCCUCCGAGUGACUAACAUGAUGUUUUCAGAAGAUCUGUUUAACAAAAACUCUUUGGAAUAUAAAGCUCUGGAGCAAAGAUUCUUAGAGUUGCUGGUUCCCUAUCUGCAGUCAAAUCUCACGGGGUUCCAGAACUUAGAAAUCCUCAACUUCAGAAAUGGCAGCAUUGUGGUGAACAGCCGAAUGAAGUUUGCCAGUUCUGUCCCUCCCAACAUCAACAAUGCGGUGUACAUGAUUCUGGAAGACUUCUGUACCACUGCCUACCAUACCAUGAACUUGGCUAUUGAUAAAUACUCUCUUGAUGUGGAAUCAGGUGAUGAAGCCAACCCUUGCAAGUUUCAGGCCUGUAAUGAAUUUUCUGAGUGUCUAGUCAACCCCUGGAGUGGGGAAGCGAAGUGCAGAUGCUUCCCUGGGUACCUGAGUGUGGAAGAACGGCCCUGUCAGAGUCUCUGUGACCUACAGCCUGACUUCUGCUUGAAUGAUGGAAAGUGUGACAUUAUGCCUGGACACGGGGCCAUUUGUAGGUGCCGGGUGGGUGAGAACUGGUGGUACCGAGGCGAGCACUGUGAGGAGUUUGUGUCUGAGCCUGUGGUCAUAGGCAUCACUAUCGCCUCCGUGGUUGGACUGCUUGUCAUCUUUUCUGCUGUCACCUACUUCUUCAUCAGGAUUCUUCAAGCACACCACGACAGGAGUGAAAGGGAGAGGCCCUUCAGUGGCUCCAGCAGGCAGCCCGACAGCCUCUCAUCCAUUGAGAAUGCUGUGAAGUACAACCCGGUGUAUGAAAGUCACGGGGCUGGAUGUGAGAAGUAUGAGAGGCCCUAUCCUCAGCAUCCUUUCUACAGCUCUGCUAGUGGAGAAAUGAUUGGUGGUCUGAGCAGAGAAGAAAUCAGACAGAUGUAUGAGUGCAGUGAGCUUUCCAGAGAGGAAAUUCAAGAGAGAAUGAGAGUUUUGGAGCUGUAUGCCAAUGAUCCCGAGUUUGCAGCUUUCAUGAGAGAGCAGCAAGUGGAAGAGCUUUAACCAAACUCCUGUUCUGAAACUGAUUCGAAGACUGGAGAAGACGGAGAUUACUUGUUACUUAUGUCAUAUAAUUAGCCUGGAUUUUGAACACUAUUGGAGGAAGAGUUUUCUAUUUAAAAAAAAUGUAGGGCACACUGUUUUUUUUUUUUUUUUCAGCAUAAGUUUUCAAAAUGUAGUAAGAGAUGUUACCAUUUUUAUUUCUAUAACGACCGAAAGCUGUGUUUAAAGAAGUUGAAGACUACAUAAACCCUGGAAAGUAUUCUAUAAGAAAAAGCUGGACCUGGGAGUUAGGGCUACAGUUGCUGUCUGCUUCUGAAUCAUUGAGGGUGUCUCCUAAGAACUGUGCCUCGAGUUUCUCAAUAGGAAAAUAAGGUGAGAUUCUUACAUGGAGAAGUCAGGCUUAGAAAGGGAAUAUUUUGGAGUAUAUUUGUUAUUGUUGGGUAGAAUGGGGAAGCCUUUGAAGUAGUCUUAAUGUAUGCAUAGUUCAUAGUCACUCAUUCAUCUAAAUAAAACAUUUUCUUCCUUUUUUU